AAUGAGGUUGCCUUCCACCAAACAAACCUUAACUUUAUUCUCCCCCCGUCCCUCUUCCUCUCCACCUUCAACCCCACACCUUCCCGUUAGCGUCACUCGUUAAUGGCCGCUGCAUAACCUAUUACCAUAUAUACCCACACUCCUUAAGAUCGUAUAUACUAGUCCUCCUAUGGUAAAUAAAUUAUGAAACUCUCUACUCUCCGAUCUCUUCUCGGCCUUUUGCUCCUCCACUUGGGAUGUUUCGUUUUCUCCCCCGCCACCCAACGCCGCCGCGGUGAAGCUCGCCGUCGGCGGAGCGAAAGGCUAUCUCCUUCGCGUCUCAAACGCGCCACCGCCCGAGCCGCUUCCCUCUCUCGGCUAUUCGCUAAACGCCUCUUCCAUUGCGCCGCCGCGCCUACGCCGCCCGAGCGCCUUCGCCCUUCCGCCCCAUCUCCGUGUUCCUCUUCUAGAUCGCUGACGAAAUCCAUCUUCAUUACUUCAGCAUCGCCCGAGAAGCUGUUCCAGGGUCGAGUUUCUGGGCCCGGAUACUAUACCCGACCCGAGUUGUACCCGUGCGGCAUUUGCGGAGAGAUUUUCCACGGCGGCGGCGCGCUCGAGCAGCACCGGUUUUCAAAGCACGCGAUCUCGGAGCUUGUGGAAGGCGAUUCGGGUCACAACGUUGUACGGAUGAUAUUCAAGUCGGGUUGGCCCGUGACCGCGAAGAAACCGGUCGUAAAUCGGGUCCUGAAGAUCCACAGCAGCCCGAAGAUUCUGGCCCGGUUCGAGGAGUACAGGGAGCGCGUGAAGUCGAGAGCCGCGCGGCGCGUCGCCCGUAGGGGCGGCGACGAGAGGUGCAUCGCCGACGGAAACGAGCUGUUGAGGUUUUACUGCACCACGUUCCUGUGCGACUUGAGCGGCGGCGCGUGCGGGCACCAGUACUGCAGCGUGUGUGGGAUAAUCCGGACCGGGUUCUCCGUGAAGAUGGACGGGAUCCCGACGCAGCCGUCCGGGUGGAAGGCCCACCGGGCGGUGCCGGAGGAGAUAGAGGAGGAGUUCAAGUUUAUGAACGUGAAAAGGGCGGUGAUUGUGUGUCGGGUCGUUGCGGGUCGGGUCGGGUGUGACCCGGGUUUGGCGGGGAAGGAGGAUCCGAGUUUCGACUCCUAUAUUAGUGGGGUCGGCCCGAGAUCGGACGGCGAAGAUGAACUGUGGGUGUUCAAUCCUACGGCUGUGCUGCCUUGCUUUGUCAUAGUCUACACUGUAUAGAACUUUCAAAAUUGCGAACUUGUCUUUGGGGAACAAU
This is a messenger RNA of Cuscuta campestris, 1279 nucleotides long. The record is from the annotation of a GenBank genome assembly. NCBI's taxonomy places the organism in Eukaryota, Viridiplantae, Streptophyta, Magnoliopsida, Solanales, Convolvulaceae.